CAAGCUAAAAGUAACAGCUGAUUUGUCAACGCCGACUAUAUGAAAAAUCCGCAAUUACUUUCUGAGCAACCCAAUACAUAUUUUAGUUUGAUUUUGUUAAGUACCAGAAUCCAGCAAAGACAACAGGCCUGCGGUCAACGAUGGAUAUAAUGUUCUGCCAAAAGACAAUGGACUUUUCGAGUGUGCUCCAAAAAAAUGAGCCUCAUCAACGAACUAUUAUUCACUUGGAUAUGGAUUACUUCUACGCACAAGUGGAAGAAAUAAAAGAACCAUCAUUGCAAGUGCGGCCAUUGGGAGUUCAGCAGAAAAAUAUUGUUGUUACUUGCAAUUAUAUUGCAAGGGCGCAGGGCGUUAAAAAACUUAUGCUUAUAACGGAAGCUAAACGGCUCUGCCCGGAUAUAGUGUUGGUUCCUGGCGAAGACCUAACUCCUUAUCGCCAGAUGUCUCAGAAAAUUUUUGAAAUACUGCUAAAUUAUACACCAUUGGUGGAAAAAUUGGGAUUUGACGAAAAUUUUAUGGAUGUGUCUUUGCUAGUUGCAAAACGCGAACAGCAAAAAAUACAAUUAAACAAUGAUGAAACUGACAUUCCUACCGUUACUGGUCACAUAUACCCGGCAGAUGGGACAACUUUGAAUGCGUGCCGAUGUGGAUGUGCACAUCGCCUUACCAUUGGCGCACAAAUUGCUGCAGAAAUCAGAGAAGAGUUGAAAAUUAAAUUGGGGCUUACAUGUUGCGCUGGAAUAUCGUACAACAAGCUUUUGGCUAAGCUUGUUGGUUCUCAAAAUAAGCCAAACAAACAAUCUGUACUCGUAUCUUCCCAUGCGGAACAGUUCAUGAGGGAGUUAUUUGAGUUGAGCCGCAUUACUGGCAUUGGUCAGAAAACAGAAUCUCUAUUACUGGAAAGUGGAGUUGCAAAUAUCGAAGAACUACAAAGAUGUGACAUGGAUUUUUUGAAAAAGAAAUUUGGUUACGAAACGGCAUUAAAACUCAAAGAUCUUGCAUUUGGCCGAGAUAAUUCCGCCGUGCGUCCUACUGGAAAGCCCAAAUCAAUAGGACUAGAGGAUUCCUGCAAACCAAUUUCGGUUAGAACUGAAGUUGAGGAACGAUUUCGGUUACUCUUGCUUCGGUUGAUGGAACAAGUUGCUGAGGAUGGUAGGAUACCAAUAUGUAUUAAAGUGGUCCUGCGAAAAUUUGAUGUUCAAAAGAAGAGCAGCCAUCGCGAAACCAAACAAGCCAAUAUACUCCCGUCGCUAUUUAAAUCAUUCCCUUGUUCUGAUAGUGGAGCCCCAAAGGUGAUACUCGCGGAUGGAUCUCAAGAAAAACUCUUGAAAAUUAUUAUGCGACUAUUUGAACGCGUUGUUGAUCUCAACAAACCAUUUAAUAUAACACUCAUAGGUUUGGCGUUUUCAAAAUUCCAACAACGCAAAGUGGGGUCUUCUUCAAUAGCAAAUUUUCUUAUUAAAAAGACCGAUUUAGAAGUACAAUCCAUUACGUCACUAACAAAUACUGAUGUUGGUGCUGCUACAGAUUGCACUCAAGGUGUAAUUUCAAAACUUGCAUCUAACAACGAUAAUGAAGCCUUUCGAUCUUCGCCUACUACAUUUCAACCCAGUGACCAGUUUUAUCGUCGACGUACUGCUGCGGCAUCUCCCAUACCCAUGCUAAUAGAUAAUGGAUCAGAAUCAGGAGCAACUAAUUCGGACUUUUCUGAUUUCUCUGAAACCGAAGUUGAACCUUCGCCAAAGAAAAGCAGGAUAAGCCGUUUGCUUAUCAAUAAACGACGUUGCUUUGGUAGCGCUGCUAUACCUAACUCAACGUGUGAUACAGCUGCAGAUGUUGCAUCGCCCAGCAAGUUGAGAGUUUGUGAUCUCAGGCUGAAUUCCAGAGAUAGUGAUAGAGACUUUCCAACAGUCACAUGUUCUCCAAUUUCAACGUCGUUUUCUAGUACCUCUGAUAAUCAGAAUCGAAAUAAUUCCCCUUCAACUAUAACAUUAACUGCACAAGAAUCUGGUGCCACUCAACGUUUGUUUUCUCCGGCAUCUUUAGAUUUACGAGAUAAUUUAGAAGAUUUCAGAGCAAAUGCUUUAAUAUUUUCACGUCAACGCGCUGCCUCUUUGCAGUCGCCAGACAUUUCCACAAUGGAUGAAUAUAGUGACAGUGGAUCCGAUGUAAGUGCUGCAAAACAGGUAUCGAAUAAACCACAAAACUUAACAGGGAAUACCUCGAACAUUCCGUGCCCCGCAGGCGUUGAUCCACAAGUUUUCAACGAACUUCCAGUAGAAGUGCAAAACGAACUAAUUGCCUCAUGGCGAAGCUCAUUGGCCGCAGCAGCUGCCGCUGUUGCAAAUGGUACGAAAUCACCGCUUUCAUCUUCACAAGGUAGUGCUAGUACACUUCCUACAUCACAAACUCAAUCUUCCAAUGGUAUCGUUAAUCCGAACUGUACUCAAAAAAAUACUCUUUAUAGGUACUUUUUGAGAAAUAAGUGAUCUUUGCAUUAUUUUUAAUUUUUUGCAUGCACUUGAAACACAUAUGCCUAUUGUUAUUAAAUAAAAAAGAAUCCUGUCACAUAUUUUUUACGUUUUUAUGUACGUCAAUUUCUAAAAUAUUUCGCAAAUAAAUGAAUUUUAAAACACCCUAGAAAAAUUCUGGUUUGCCGGGGAAUGUCAAUUUCUUCAGAUCAUGAAGAUCCACCUUCGGUCUUUUGGGCGGUGGAUGCCUAUCUACAAUACAAGAUGAAGAUUUGGUUGGUCCCUGCCAUAACAGCUCAGGUGUUGCUUAGAAAGCUUGUAUUUGACUUCUCAGGGGUAGGAUCUUUGUCUCCUGAUGAAGGUGGUUCACGUAAGAAUUGAGAAGACAGCCUUUCACAGUUCGAGACCACAUUGGAGCAGCUUAACUUACCACUUCCGGCACGGGAUGGCUAUGAGCACCAGACGGGUUGAAACUCUCAGUUUCAAUUUGUGUAGUGUUCAGCGUCAUUACGAAAAGCUUAGAUGGGAUAGUAUGAUGCUCCAUAUACGGAGUAGCUGCAAGUGCUGUCGCGAACUAUCAGCGGUAUCGAGUGGAGAGUCGCAGUGAGAAGCUGGCCGGCACAAGCUCAUGCUUAAACACUGAGUGCCCAUCAUACUCGAAACGACAGUGCGAGAUCUUGGCGCCUUUAAAUAAUCAAUGGCCAUCACGCUACCGCAGCGAUCGGUCCUAUGGACCGGAACGAGCAUGCUUACAUAUGGAUAUUGACGAGGAUCAUCACCUCCACAUACAAAUGUGGUUAUAAGAACAACAAGAUAACUUACCACUGACCGACCAAUUGCUUUGUACCAGGGUUCACUUAAGAAGGCUAGGUCACUUGCCCAGCUGGAAUUUUCCAAUUCCAGAGUUGUAUCCAAAUCCCAAAAGAACGUCAAAUGCUUUGUUUGGAUUGUAAUUUUUUUUAUAUUUUAUUGUUUUUUUCACAUUUUGUUUGUUUUAAUUUAUAUUCUUCACAUUUAUAAUCAUAAAUCUUUUGAUCUUGUGGCCAGCGUUA
Messenger RNA from Stomoxys calcitrans (stable fly), 3523 nucleotides. RefSeq names its product DNA polymerase iota (gene PolI). Lineage: Eukaryota; Metazoa; Arthropoda; Insecta; Diptera; Muscidae. Gene Ontology annotation, molecular function: DNA-directed DNA polymerase activity; damaged DNA binding. The record is from RefSeq and is a predicted model, not a curated record. Gene Ontology annotation, biological process: translesion synthesis. The transcript has 4 exons. The coding region runs from base 141 to 2489 and encodes 782 amino acids.